Molecule: messenger RNA, 6702 nt
Organism: Meira miltonrushii
Lineage: Eukaryota; Fungi; Basidiomycota; Exobasidiomycetes; Exobasidiales; Brachybasidiaceae
Product: ARM repeat-containing protein
Exons: 1
Coding region: 340-6564 (2074 amino acids)
Biological process (GO): protein dephosphorylation
Molecular function (GO): protein phosphatase regulator activity
Source: RefSeq, a predicted model, not a curated record
CAUUCGGAUAUUCAUCUCUUUUCUUUGCUCAAAACCAUAGAGAUCAUUGGAUCUUUUUCAAAAAGAGAGCAUUGGUGGAGAAUAAGGUCGUUGGACAGGUACGGUUUUCGGUGGAUCACGAAAGGAUACAAUUAGACGAGUCUUUUUUUCAGACAUUUUGAUCGUGGUGUUUAUUCCAUCGAAUCACAUCUAGAGACGAUUUUGUCAGAGGGUCGUCUAGGGCAAUCAAAUUCUCAAGAUUGCCUGUCUCCCUUUUAUUCUGUCACAACGUCAUUCGGCAUACACACAAUCCCUCGAAGGCACGCCUGCGGGCGUAAGCCGUGCAUAUAAUCAAUAGCGAUGGAAGAUCAGGAAGCGUCAAAGGCAUCUUCCAGCGGGGACAGACAGACAGGCAAGGACCUACUUCCGGGGAUACGAAUAAAGGGCGAUGGAGAAGCAGCGCAAUCAUCUCCCAAUCCUUCCAUACCUGGAAGUCCUUCGCAACCUGCUCUGUUUUCGCAUCCUUCUCCAACAUCCUCUGUGUCAUCCUCCUCUUCAACUUCCUCCACGCGACCAUCUCAUUCUCGUUCAAGGUCUGUGAAUCUAAGUCCAACACUGCAUGCAGGAACGUCUUUCUCACCCGGUGCGAUUCGUUGGGAUCCUUAUGGUGCGGAUUCAGCUUUGAGGAAUGCAGUCACUGCACAUCAAUCAUCAACUGGCAACGCCGGGCAUGCGUCUUCAUCAAAUAUCCCUUCAGCAAAUCAACUCCAUCCCAUUCAAAAUCCUCAUCAACACAUGUCAUCCUUCUCACCUUCCAACUUCUCAAAUCCCGCCAGUUCGCCAAAGCUAAGACCUACAUCACCCAUCUACGUCAACGUUCAUGCGCCUAGUCCGACUGGCUCAUCUGCUCCUGUAGACAUUGCAGGGAGAUCGCCUUUAUACAACGUAGCAACGAGUGAAGGUGGAAGUAGCAAUGGCAGCAGUGGAAGUUUGAAUAGCGAUCACGCAAUCAGUACAUCUCCCGAAACACGUCGUCCUUCUCACCUAAUUGCACGAGCGAUGGAAAAGUCAUCAAGUGCGGGUAGUUCUGGCUUUAGCCCGCGAAGUCCAAGAUCACCGCAUCGCAGUGAUUAUUCCAGAAGAACGCAAUCUCCUUCUCGUGCCUAUGCAAUCCCAAUGUCACCUAGAUUACAAGCAUUAGGAUCAAGCGGACACGUUCGUCGAUUGUCGGGUAAUGGUACGGAACCAAUUGCCAGAAUACCUUCGCCUUCAUUCGUUAGCUCACAGCUUGGAAGAUCGCCUUCGAGAGGAGAGAGUGGCUUACAUAUUGCGAUGGGUGGUAAUGAAGCUGGCUCGCCUUCCUCGCCAAGGAUUAAUCCCGAUCCUGAACUACCGGUAGAUUCUGUUUGGCCUUCUACACAGCAUCAUGAGCAAGCUUUACCAGUGACAGCAAGUGGAUUGGAAGCUAUUCCAUUAGAUGCUGGAUCGACAUACUCGACACCCAUCCCACCUUCUUUGCGAGACGAAGUGGCUGCCCAUAGCUCUGCAGGUGGAAUGACAGCCAUCCCGAUUCCUGUACCAUCUAGUCCUGGAAGGCGAUCUCCUUUGGUAGACUGGCAUGCUGGUGUACGAAUGCAAAGGACGCCUUCCCCAUUGAAUUGGGGCACGACAGGAAGUCAUCAACCAACAGGCCGUAGAGGAAGUCAUUCUUCGAGCAGCAACGUUUCUGCUCAUUAUUCAUCCUCUCCACUUCGUUCAAGUUCACCUCGACUAGCUGCUCCACAACCGAUCGCUUCAAAUUCAUUGAAUCUUGCUAAUGCAGCAAUGCAUCGUCACAGCAGGGCACUGUCUAAUUCUUCCGUUUCUUCCAAUGAUUCCGACGUUGAUGCACGAGACAUGGCUAUACCUCAACAACGCUCGCACGAUGAGCAGUCUCCGACACAUAAGGCUGUCUCCCAACCACGAACCACAUCGGCAAAAGUAGAUGCACAAAUUGUACAUGCUGAAGUUGGAGCAUCUGCUGAUCACAAUGAUGAAGCCGAUCAAAGGGAGUCAAUCGGCAUCGCAAAUCAGCAGAAUAAUCUCGACAGACGAAAUAUGAUCAUACCACCACCGCGUCAUUCCAGUUCACCACAAGAAAGAAUACGAUUCUUGGAACGUAGAUCAUCGUUUGAACUACAUUCGCCUUCCUUCGCAUCUAGAACACUUUUGCCACCACGUGAAGAAUACAGUUACCUAAAUGGGAUUCCCAUUCGGGCGCAAAGUCCUGCUCAUAUGGCCUCUUCACCUUCUGGCUCGGCGUCUUCAACAGCUAGCGAAAGCCCUCCAAAAGUACGCAGCUUUAUCGGAAUGCCGCCGAGGUCAGGAUACGAAUUGAGUGACGAUCCUGAUGAUGUCGGAUCAGAAGAUGGGUCUGUAGGCAGCGGAAGAGAUAGCGUAGGAACAAAUGAAGAUCGUGAUGAAGAGGAAGAAGAUGAAGGUGAAGACGAAAAGGAUGGAAAACAGGAUGCAGACCUAGAAGGGGCGGUAGGUGAAAUGGAUGAGGAUAGUUUUCCUCAAAGUCAGACGCAAGCGCAUGGUAGUGCACCCAAACGGCCUCCGCUCUCACCUGGCACUGUUGUAGUACCAGACCCGAUGACCGUUCAACCAGCCAAUGCGGUCACUAGAUAUUGGGGCGAACACGGAGAUCAAGAGAGUCAACAAAGUGUUCCAACAGACAUCGAUAUCGAAGCUGGAGAAGAAGACGAUCAACAAGAUGACAAUUUUGACCAAGUGGAUGAAAAUGAUCCGUUACAAGAAGAAGGCUUAACCACGCUUGAAAGAAUCUUCUUGUUUGCCAAAAGUGAAAUGACUUAUCAUCGUAUCUUGGUUUCGCAUUCACUUGCUGAUUGGAUCUUGGAGGUGGAAUUGAAUGAAGCCGUUGAAUUUGUCAUUCCACUCUUGAAUGGCUUGGCAUGCGAUGUAAAUGAAGUCUGCUCCUCUUUUGCCCCGCAGUUGCACAGACUCAUGUGGUACUUUUUCCGAAAUUGUCCACUUGCAGAAGAUACCAAAAAUACGAUUGAACCAGCUUCAACGGACGCUGACGGGUUUCCGGUAGAAAACGAUGAGAGGGCUACACGACCAAGACUUUCAAUUUCGACCUUUACACCAUUACUCUGUGCUUUGUUGCUCAAUUCGAACGCUACAAUUGCCAACUCAACCCAAACUGCGAUCGUCUUCUUUUGUGCACGUUUACAAGGUUUUGGUUUGGCAGGCGAUACCUUCGAAUUGGACGAAGAAGAUACUCGUGUUCAACAACCUCACAUUGGUGCAGAUCCCAGUGUACAGAGUAGGCAACCGUUUGAUGCUAAUACCACCUUGGUAAGAGAUGCGGCUGCACGAGAGGAUAAGCGAAUCUUGUUGGAGGAUUACGAAUUCGGAGCAGAGCAAAGAGAGAUGAUUAUGAACGAAUUGUUAGAGCAGGUAGCGGUGGCUAUUGGACAUUUGAGCAGCGAUAAAAGUGAAAGAGCAACCGGCUCAGUCAAUCACGAUCAGCCUAACGAAGCAGUAUACCAUGACGGAGAAGACCAUGCCGCAUCUGCGCAAUCGAUAAAAGAAGAGCAUUCUGAUCAACAGAUGGAUCACGUUGAUGGUGCAUCUGGAGAGAAUCAAGCAGUGACGAAUACUGCGACCGAUACAGGCGCAGAAAACGUCGAGUCAAAGCCAAGAGAGCUCGCUCAAGAAGCACAAGAUGAUCAGCGUGAAACAGAGAUGGAACAUGACUCAGAUACACUUGAGCCGAAAUUCGACGAGCAGCAAGACUUCUCACAAAAUCAAGCAGACGAAGAAAUGAUGACGUGGGCUUCUUCUGAUGAUAUCGAAGAUGGUUUAGGCGAUACUGCUAUGGCUUCUGUUGAUGGCGCAUCUAUCACGAUGAGCAUAGAAGAGGAAGUUGCAGUAGGAAGAAUGGCUUCCAUAAGUCUAUUGGCCGCUAUAGGAACAGAAAAUUUGAUCGGAAAGGAUUUCAUGAUUAACAGAGUCAUUCCGGAACUCAUUGCUUCUGCCGGGGAUCGCACAUUCUUUGUCCGUAAAGAAGCAGCAGUGGCUGUCGGUAUUCUUGCACGUGCAAUCGGUCAUGAUCAUAUUCGAGAACAAAACAUUCUUGGCGUAUUUUCACAAUUAUGUCAAGAUACAAUCUGGCAUGUUCGUCAAGCCGCUUGUUUGUCAGCGCCAAAUCUGUUUGCUCAAGUUGUGGAUCGAUUCGAACGUAGGAAAGAAUUGAUGGAGGUCAUGAGUGGAUUCGUGAAUGAUGUCAGUAGAAACGUUCGUGUAGCAGCUCUUGACAUCAUUGGAGAGGUAAUUUACCUAUUCCACGACGAUCCUGAAGGAGUUCCGGAGCACCUAGUCAGACACUUCUUAGGACAACCUUGGGAUGGCAAAGACGAAAACGUUGCAGAGGCAACACAUUCGAACACAGCAUCAAAAGACAUAGGAAACGAUCAGCAAAACGAUCGUUUAGCAGGUACCAUCUCGGAAGACAUUGAAAUCGAUUCCACCAAUGUGAACACUUGGACUCACAGCAGUGAUAGCAGCGAUUCCAUGUCAUCUGGCGCUUGGAGAUACAAUGAUGCCUUUGGCGGUGCACAACCAGGAGAGCUGUCAUUUGAUGGACUCAAUUCUGAUCCUGAUCGUCCAUUGGUUAUGGCAUACAAUCUACCUGCCGUUGCUUUGACUUUGGGUGCCGACAAGUGGCAUGUAUUGCGUGAAGUACAUAGCCAAUUGAGCAAUCAUGCGUCUUCCAAAGUUCGUAGGUCAUUGGCUGCCAGUCUUCAUGAGAUUGCCAAAAUUGUUGGUUUAGAUGCUGCAUCAAAGGAUUUAUUACCUUUUGUUUCGCACUUUUUGGAUCCCAAGUUCGAACAAGAUGGUGAGGUAAAGAUGGCCUUGUUGGAGAACAUUGAUGUGACAUUGUGCCACAUGCACGUAGAAAGCGGUUUGGAAGCUAUGAAGGUGAUUCAAGAUCUGUGGAACGAUACAGAGAUCUUUGGAACAGGAGCAAGAUUUCCAAAUCAUUGGCGAAUGCGUGAAAAGGUAAUUUCAAAGAUACCUGCCCUCGCCUCAAAAUUCCUUCUAGAAGAUGAUCAAGGCAUUCUCGUCAUGUUGAUGCAAUCUGCUCUAAUGGACUCGGUCAGCGCUGUACGGAUGAAAGGUGUAAGCACAGUCAGUGGCCUUUAUCAUCUUUUCGCAGAGCAAGAUCAGGUCUUAGCAGAUGGCUUUUUGGGAAUGCUAGUAGAUGUUUCCGAUUCAGAUGAUGCCGGUUAUAGAGCCCGUGUUGCAACUCUGCAAAGUAUCGCACAACUUUGUCAAAGUCAAAUUCAACGUUCUUCCAUCGAAAUGUUGGCAAUGCCUAGAUUAUUGGAAUUGAGCAAAGAUGAAAUCGUGGAUGUUCGUCUUGCUUUGGCAUCUUUGAUCCAGUUAAUGUGUUCUUCUGAUCAACUAUACGCCUUACCUCAAUCAAGAUCCGAUCGAUUGAUAAGAAUCUUGCGCAGGCUUGGAAAUGAUGAAUCUGGUCUGGUACGGGAAACGAUUGAAAGUGUUGUUGGGUCGGACUAUAUCACUGAACUGGGUCCCGUCUCACCAUUGGAACCGAGACCUGCUCGAGAGUUGAUUUUGGGUCCUAUCGAGGGUGGACCGCACAAGCCGCUAUCUUCAUUCAUGGAUGGGAUGAAUAUGACACCACACGAGAGCAGAGGUGAUGAUUUCGAUACAGGCGAGCAGACAUUCUCGAUGGACGACGAUGAAGACGAGCGGGACGAGGACGAAAUGCAAGAAGGAGCCGAAGAAAGUCAAGGUGAUGGUCAAGAUAAUAGUAGACCUGGAGCUCUCAACCGAAAUGAUAUUGCUGAUGCAGAUGGCAAAGGGGAGAGAAGACCAGCUCCUUCGCUUGCUAAUAGCACAUUGGCCAGGCGUCGUAUUGCCAAUCAGAUUCACCCUUCUAUGAAUGGAACGAAUGGCUGGAACAAUGCUGGAAACAAUCAUGGCCAUGGCAUGUCUAUGAGUGAUGAAGGGGAUGAGGAUAUGAUCGUCAUACCAAGCGAUGAGAAUGCACUGCUUCUUUCCGCUCAUCUACCUUCUGAUCAUCUUUCUGGUCCUUUGACGAGUGCAAUCUUGGAUGAAGAUGACGGAGAAGAUGAAUCGCCACAUCAUUUGCUUAGCGUUGCGGAUAAGAGCACUCCGGUGAAACAAGGUAACAAUACAUAUGGCAGUCUAAAACGAUUGGAUGCUCUUCGCACGCAAGACGAUUUGACUAGCAAUGAUCCAUCAUUUUCACUCGAAUCACCUGAAAGAGCAUUCCAUCAUGCGAAAGAAGCAUCCAAUAAUUCUACUGGAGAAGACCCUACAACAGGUUCCACAAAGGAUCCUUUCUUAGCCUUUGUAGCAGGCCAACAUUUUGUGGAUCAUCAAAACACCAACGGUACUCCAGCUGAAACUAAAGCCGUGCAUCGUCGAAGCACUCCAGACGUACCCCUUUCGCCUUCUCAACAAAGGUCAGCAUUCGAUGAUGAUGAUGACGAUGAAUAUGUAGAAGAAGAUGAAGAGGAGGAAUAAUGCGGAAAUUUUGCACACAUCUUUUGCAUUCUUUUGUUCGUUGCUUUUUUUUGAAAAACGAUCAUAAUCUUGUACUUGUACCAUACAAUUUAAUAGUACAUUAGCUGUAAUAUUGCAAAUCGAUAAUCGCUAUGAAAC